AUGAGACUUUUCAUCCUCGCCGCCGCCGCCCUCCUUCUCCUCCAAGUCUCGGCCGCCGGGGCUGUCCGCACAGAGCCACUGCUCGGGGGGUGGCACCCGAUAAAGAACCUGAGCGACCCGUACGUGAGGGAGAUCGCUGAGUUCGCCGUCAAGGCGCGCAAUGACCAGGCCAAGACGGGGCUGGUGCUGGAGAAGGUGGUGAAGGGCGAGACGCAGGUUGUGGCGGGGAUGAACUACAGGCUCGUCGUCGAGGUCAAGGACGGGACCAACACGAAGAGCUUCGAGGCCCUCGUCUGGGACAAGCCGUGGGAGCACUCCAGGCGUCUCUCGUCGUUCAAGGCCGUAAAGGGCAAGGCAUGA
This is a messenger RNA of Eucalyptus grandis, 360 nucleotides long. Its product is annotated as cysteine proteinase inhibitor 1. Bases 1 to 360 code for a protein of 119 amino acids. The record is from RefSeq and is a predicted model, not a curated record. Gene Ontology annotation, molecular function: cysteine-type endopeptidase inhibitor activity. The transcript has a single exon. NCBI's taxonomy places the organism in Eukaryota, Viridiplantae, Streptophyta, Magnoliopsida, Myrtales, Myrtaceae.